Messenger RNA from Echinostoma caproni, 507 nucleotides. The record is from the annotation of a GenBank genome assembly. NCBI's taxonomy places the organism in Eukaryota, Metazoa, Platyhelminthes, Trematoda, Plagiorchiida, Echinostomatidae.
AUGGCCAAAAGUAAUUACGAGUAUGUACGUCAGUUUGAGACAUUGGAUCCGUGCCUCCCGCAUGCCUGGAUUGUUGUACGUGUGGACGGUCAGGCGUUUCAUGUGUUCACUGAGAAGCACGGGUUUCGGAAACCGAAUGACGAACGCGGCCUCGGAUUGUCGUGUCGUGCAGCCGAACGUGUGAUGCAACGUCAUACCCAUAUUGUUCUGGCCUACGGUCAAUCCGAUGAGUACAGCUUUGUUUUUCGUCGGUCCACCGAUGCGUUUAACCGACGAGCCAGCAAACUUUCAAGCACUGUGGUAUCCCUAUUCGCUUCCUCGUACGUUUUUGAGUGGCCCAACUAUUUCCCUGUGACACAAUUGCUCUAUCCGCCGGCAUUCGAUUCCCGGGUCAUUGUGUAUCCGACUAAUAGCACUCUUCGAGAUUAUCUCAGUUGGCGUCAGGUGGAUUGCAAUUUCAUUUUUCGUCCCAGUCAUAUUGCUGUUUCUUAUGCGGAAAUUCUCUGA